ACGACUGUCGAGUCCAAAACAGCAAAUUUCAGGAACAAAGUCAAUCUACAAAGCUAAAACAGAAUGAUGAUCUCGGUUACCGGUUACGCUACUAUUUUUUGUCUUCUGUUAAGUUUUCUAGCAGUGGCUGGAAUCCAGAACGCUCAAAAUGGUGGAUUCACAAGAGUAAUGUUUUUUAACCCUACAAAGAGUUUCAACAUUAUUGAUAGAGAACAGCCAAACAAACGCUCAGAGCAUGUCUCGAACUCUGGUUUCGGAAAAAGAGACACUUAUCAGUUUGAGUCGACAGAUCCAGAUGAGACUUUACUGCAGGAAGACUUAAAAAUGUAUCCUAAGCGAUUCAAUGCUGGCUUUAACAAGAAACCAAGGGGUCGUUAUGUUGGCCUUAACGAGAGACCAAAGGGUCAUUAUGUUUUUGGCCUUGACAAAAGAGAUGCCAUUAAUAAGUGUGAUCGUACCUCCUUAUUAGAUAAGUUGACAAAAAGAAUAAGGCAGUUUAAUUUUGGACUAGGCAAACGUCUUGAUUGCCGUUUUGCUUUUGGAUUGGGAAAGAGAGACCCACCAAAGCAUCCUGAAAAUGAUGAUCAUGAUUUUCUUGUAGACGCAUCUGGGCGAAUUUACCAUGAAUUUGUUCCUGGCUUAGACAAACGCUCAGAUAACCGUUUCGGAUUUGGUUGGGAUAAAAAAUUCCUGUUAAAUAAUUUCUCUAUAGACGAUUUUGCUUUAAAUCAGAAUAAAGAACAUUCUCGUGAGUUCGGAUUCGACCUAGACAAACUAUCAGAUAAUCGCUUCAAGUUUGGCUUAGAUAGGAAAUCAUUAUCGUAUGAUCCCAUUGUAGAUGAUACUUCUUCGAAACUGGUUAAGCCACACUUUCGCCUGUUUAAUUUUGGUUUGGGUAAACGAGCAGAAAACCGUUUCAGUUUUCCAAUGGCACCAGAAAGAGUCAAAAGACAGUCUCAUAAGCUCAGUUUUGAUCUUGAAAAACAACCAAAUAACCAGGUUGUCUUUGAUGUUGGUAAAAGGAACUCUUUAAAUCAAUUCAGCAACGCUUUCGGUCUGGAAAAAAGAAGGUCAGCCAUUUUGAGCUCGGGUUUAUCCUUUGGAUUGAACGAUUUCACGAAAAGUCGAUAUUACUUCGCACUACGAAAAAGAGGUGUUCAGUCUCGAACACAACAAAAAGAGAAUGGAAACGUUUCGUCAGAUGAUAGUUUUGCUUUCGGAGUGGGAAGAAUGGAUUCGUCAAAAGAAAUUCCAAAGAACUGAUAGCGAAACUCUAGUAUAACAGGAUUGUAUAGAAACAUCCGUUUACACGUGAGUCAUGUA
This is a messenger RNA of Limulus polyphemus (Atlantic horseshoe crab), 1323 nucleotides long. RefSeq lists its product as uncharacterized. NCBI's taxonomy places the organism in Eukaryota, Metazoa, Arthropoda, Merostomata, Xiphosura, Limulidae. The transcript has 2 exons. Bases 64 to 1263 code for a protein of 399 amino acids. The record is from RefSeq and is a predicted model, not a curated record.